AUGGCCGACGCAGAGUUGGAAGAGAUCAGACGGGCCCGCAUGGCUCAGCUCCAGCAACAGAGCGGUGGUGCACGCGGCGGGCCAGGUGACGGUCAAGAAGAUCAGAGAAAACAAGCUGAAGCCGACCGCCGUGCCUCCAUUCUGAACCAGAUCCUCGAACCGGAAGCCGCCGACCGCCUGGGCCGCAUCCGCCUUGUCAAGGAAUCGCGCGCCAUGGACGUGGAGAACCGCUUGAUCAUGCUCGCGCAGACCGGCCAACUGCGCCAGAAGGUGUCGGAGGACCAGCUGAAGCAGCUGCUCAACGCCAUGGCCGAGAACCAGCGCAAGGACGAGGAGGAGCACAAGAUUGUGAUCUCGCGGCGCAAAGGUGGCUGGGACGACGACGACGAUCUGUUGGACUUGUAG
Molecule: messenger RNA, 405 nt
Organism: Aspergillus aculeatus ATCC 16872
Lineage: Eukaryota; Fungi; Ascomycota; Eurotiomycetes; Eurotiales; Aspergillaceae
Product: DNA-binding protein
Exons: 4
Coding region: 1-405 (134 amino acids)
Cellular component (GO): cytosol; nucleus
Molecular function (GO): DNA binding
Source: RefSeq, a predicted model, not a curated record